GUAAACAAAAAAAGCCAUCCUCUCUCUCUCUCUUGCACCCAACCCACCGCCCUUCUAUCUUUCCUGCAGCGUCUUUACCAUGGAAUAUUAAGCUGCCUGUCCUGCCCUUCCCUGAGCCACUUUUCUGACACAGCAAUGAUAUCCCAGUCCCAUAAUCACAGAAUCCCUACAGUAAUAGAAACAGACCAUUCAGCCCAACAAGUCCACAUUGUCCCUCUGAAGAGCAUCCUACCCAGACCCACUCUCCUACUCCUGUAUUUCCCAUGUCUAACCCACCUAACCUAAAUAUUCCUGGGCACAUCGGGCAAUUUAGCAUGGCCAAACCACCUACCCUUCACAUCUUUGGACUGUGGGAGGAAACUGGAGCACCCGGAGGAAACCCACAAGACACGGGGAGAACGUGCAAACUCCACACAGACAGUUGCCUGGAUGUGGGAAGAAGUCACAGCCCUGUGUUUACACUGCUCCUGACCGGGGUUUCCCCAGCCCUGGGAAUAACUGUCCCCAACCCCAACUCUGAUCACAGAGGGACAGAGAGAGAGAGAGAAGGGGCAGGAAAAGGGAGAGAAAGACUGUGCACAAGAGGAAAAGAGAGGGAUAGAAAAGAGUAGACAGAAAUCGAAGAGGAGAGAGAGGAGUAAAGAGACACAGGAUCAAAGAGGGGGAUAGUAUCAGAGUGAUGGAGAUAACUAAAUACAGGCGGACAGGGAGAAUGAGAGAGGGAGGUUCAUGUGUUUAUCACUUUUGUCCACCCUCCUCUCUUGCUCCAUCACUGACUAUCUCUUCCUGUUACAACACCCUCUCUCUCCGUAUCAAAGUCUCUCUGUAUCUAUUCGUCUGUGUGCCUCUGUUCCCUAUCUCUCUCGUUUUGUCUUGGUGUGUCUUCUCCUCCUGCAUCUCUCUCCCUCACAUUUCCCUCUUUUCUGUCAGUCACCUUCCUCUCUCUUUCUGCCCUCUUACUCCAAUUCCCACCCCACCCCAACCGCGGCUCCUUAACCCCAUGCUUCACCCUCCCUCUUGCCUUUAGCCUUGACAUACUCUCCAUCCCUUCAAACCCCGCUCCUGUCCUCCGACCCCUCUUCUCCUCCUACCCUCCAUCAUUCCCUCCUCCCUCCAUCAUUCCCUCUCUCUCCAGUGGAAGGAGCUGCUGAGAUUGGCUGGGAUUUGGGAAGCUCCGGGAGCCGCUGCCUGCCGCUCGGAGCCGUUCCGCCGCGCUCUCCGGAGGCUCUGGGCCGGGGAUCGGGUUUGUCUGGCAACAGAGUAGACAUCAUCUCACCUGAAACUGGUUGGCAUUAGCGCGAUGCCCAGGAACCGUGCAUUUUCAGAGCCAGAGUACUCAGCAGAAUGUUCGGUCAGCCUGCCCUCUGACCCUGAGCAGGGUGUGGAACGGAGCCGAGAAGUGACAGUCAGGAAUUCGGGAUGUUGCCUUUGCCUCCCCCGAUUCAUGAGACUGACUUUUGUGCCCGAAUCCCUGGAGAACCUUUACCAGACAUACUUCCGCCGGCAACGACAUGAUACCCUCCUGGUUCUGGUGGUCUUCGCUGCACUAUUUGACUGUUACAUCAUCAUCACAUGUGCGGUGCUGUACUCCAGUGACAAGUUAGCCUCUCUCCUGGUAGCUGGAAUUGGACUGGCUGUCCAUCUCCUCCUCUUCGUCUUAUGUCGGUUUGGACUUGUCCCGGAAAAAAUUUCCCAGAAGGUCGUUCCAUAUAGUCUGUGGGUCCUCAUCGCCGCCCAGAUCUUCUCCUACCUGGGCCUGAACUUCUCCCACUCUCAUGAGGCCAGUGACACAGUGGGCUGGCAAGCUUUCUUCACCUUCUCCUUCUUCAUCACCCUACCACUGCAGCUGACACCCAUUGUCCUCAUCACCGGCACCACAUGUGGGGUUCACACCCUUGUUCUGGGAGUCACCAUCGCCCAGCAACAACAGGAGCAGAUCAACAGUAUGGCCUUGGUACAGCAGCUAUUAGCUAACAUCAGUAUCUACCUCUGUGCCAUCACUGUGGGGAUCAUGUCUUACUACAUGGCAGAUCGCAAACAUCGCAAAGCAUUUCUGGAGACACGACAAUCUCUGGAGGUUAAACUCAACCUGGAGGAACAGAGCCAACAGCAGGAACGUCUCCUUCUGUCUAUUCUACCAAAGCACAUUGCAGAUGAGAUGUUAAACGACAUGAAAAAGGACAAAGAGUCAAAGGAGCUACAACAGUUCAACACCAUGUAUAUGUACCGGCAUGAGAAAGUCAGCAUCCUGUUUGCAGAUAUUGUUGGAUUCACUCAGUUGUCAUCCACCUGCAGUGCACAGGAACUGGUCAAACUUCUCAAUGAACUUUUCGCUCGUUUUGAUAAACUGGCAGCGAAGUACCAUCAGCUGCGGAUCAAGAUCCUGGGAGAUUGUUACUACUGUAUCUGUGGCUUACCGGACAACCGUGAUGAUCAUGCUGCCUGCUCCAUUCAUAUGGGCUUGGCUAUGGUGGACGCCAUCUCGUACGUUCGUGAAAAGACAAAAACAGAGGUGAAUAUGCGGGUUGGCAUUCACAGUGGCACUGUCCUCGGUGGUGUCCUGGGGCAGAAGAACUGGCAAUAUGAUGUCUGGUCUACAGAUGUCACGCUGGCAAACAAGAUGGAGGCUGGUGGCAUCCCUGGGAGAGUGCACAUUUCAGAAAGCACCUGUAAUUGCCUGAAUGGAGAGUUUGAGCUUGAACCAGGAGAAGGGGAGAAGAGAAAUGAGUAUUUGCGGGAGAAGGGGAUCACAACAUACCUGGUGGUGGUGGCAAAGUCUGCAGCUGUCAAGAAUGGGAUCAAUGGAGUGAAGUUGUCUCUCACAUCAUCCAAUGGAAACUCACCACUGUUGAUCAACACCACAGACUGUAAUGGCAGUCUCCAUACUCACUGCACCACCCCUGAUGACCCAGAGGAACUUGAUACACGGGUGGUUAACCCUUCAUUUCCAAACCCUCGGAGGCGCCUGCGAUUGCGUGAUAUAUCGGAGCAGGUGAUUGAUGCUCAGCAGAACCAACUGGAGCUGAAUCGCUUAUUGAAUGCAGCUUUGUUAGAGCGAGAGAACGUGCAGGCGUUGAAAGGGAAAUCCACAAACCGUCUCUCGAUGCGAUUCAUUGACCCUGAGCUGGAGAGCCGCUUCUCACUGGAGAGGGAGAAACAGAGUGGAGCAGCUUUCAGCUGUUCCUGUGUCGUCCUCACCUUCACCUUCUUAGUGCAGCUUCUUAUUGACCCCGGAUUGCUAAUGAAUUACAUCACGUUCAUUGUUGGGGAGAUUCUACUCUUGAUCCUAACCCUAUGUUCCCUGGCUGCCAUCUUCCCCAGGGUCUUCCCCAAGAAACUGGUUUUCUUCUCAACGUGGAUUGACCGGACGCGAUGGGCCAGGAACAUCUGGGCAAUGGCUGCUAUUCUAAUCCUCACUGCUGUAGAUAUUGUAGACAUGUUGAGCUGUCUGCAUAGUUACCAAGCUUCAUCAAAAGGAAAUCUGACCCACAUCAGCAGGAGCUGUGUGAAACAACCAAAAUACUACAGCUACAUCUCUGUGCUGGCACUCAUUGCCACAACCAUGUUGGUGCAGGUCAGCCACAUGGUGAAGGUGUUCCUGAUGUUCAUGAUCACUGGGAGCUAUGGCUUGAUCAGUGUCCUGAACUGGCGAGACGUCUAUGACGAGUAUGACCGAGAACGUUUUCAGGAAUUUCGGUAAGUAUAUAAAAUACCCUGA
Molecule: messenger RNA, 3718 nt
Organism: Stegostoma tigrinum
Lineage: Eukaryota; Metazoa; Chordata; Chondrichthyes; Orectolobiformes; Stegostomatidae
Gene: adcy3a
Product: adenylate cyclase 3a
Exons: 14
Biological process (GO): cAMP biosynthetic process; intracellular signal transduction; adenylate cyclase-activating G protein-coupled receptor signaling pathway
Molecular function (GO): adenylate cyclase activity
Source: RefSeq, a predicted model, not a curated record